This is a messenger RNA of Microtus ochrogaster (prairie vole), 594 nucleotides long. Its product is annotated as disks large homolog 5-like. The transcript has 4 exons. Lineage: Eukaryota; Metazoa; Chordata; Mammalia; Rodentia; Cricetidae. Bases 1 to 594 code for a protein of 197 amino acids. The record is from RefSeq and is a predicted model, not a curated record.
AUGUUCAUUUGGUGUUUUCUCCCGUUUUCUAGUCCCUACAAAAACCACAAGCCAAAUGCUUUGUAUGAGAAGGUAAAGAUGGAUCACAAACAGAUCAUGAUGGAGCUAAACAAUUUUGUGAGUGAAAACACCGAGACCUUAGAGAAUUUCAAGAAGCUGAGCAAGGAGACAGUCUUCUAUCGGGAUCUGCACAGCCGACUACUGAUGGAAAGGACUCAGCUAAAGAAGAAGGUGGACGAACUAAGGCAGGAGGAAAGGAAACUGCAGAAUGAUUGGACCGUGAUGAAGUACCACCUGGAGGAUUUGAAAUUGAUCCUUAAUGACCAAGACGAAGAGAUCAGUUACCUCAAAAUCCAGCAACAACAGGAGCUCAAGAGAUUGGAAGAAAGCUUUCAGUUCCUGCAGAAGCAGAGGGAAAUGGUCAUGCAGGAAAAGCACUUGGUCCAAAAGCUGCAGCAUCACUUUCAGGUCUCUCAGAUGAGGUCUAAAACUCUGCAGACUCAUCUGGAACAGGCCACUGCCCAGGAUGAGAGCCACCAGCAGAAAGAUCUCCAGGAAGAACUAGGUGCUGAGUCCCAUCCCCAGCAAUACUGA